Molecule: messenger RNA, 906 nt
Organism: Cryptomeria japonica (Japanese cedar)
Lineage: Eukaryota; Viridiplantae; Streptophyta; Pinopsida; Cupressales; Cupressaceae
Exons: 4
Coding region: 1-906 (301 amino acids)
Source: RefSeq, a predicted model, not a curated record
AUGGUUGAUGACUUGGAUGCACUGAAAAAGAAGGUGACAGAGCUAGAGAAAAAGAUUUUAGUUGGGUUUGUAUGGGCUCUUGGUGCAAUUGUGACAGUUACUUCUGAUUCUGUGGCAACCCCUGCUGGAUAUAAGGUGUUGAUCGAAUUGAAAGGUAAAGGGAUGCAAGUGUACAGAUGUCAAGCCAACAAUACAUAUAUGGUUGUUGAUGCCAAUGCUAGCUUAUAUGAUGUUAAUGAUUAUAGCUUUUUGAAUAAAAAAGGUCAACAUUACUAUCUUCCUAAUCUAGAUGGACAAGGAGGCAGGCCUACCUGGUCCUAUUUUGAUGCUCAACAUAACCCUGCAAGUACUGUUACAGGAAAAGUAAUUGAAAGAAAAGAGCAGCAAGGCACAAUUCCAGAUGUUCUUUUACAAGCAACCUCCCACAGUGGGCCAGUUGAUUUUGAUAAAAUCUCUUAUAUUUCAAGAACACAAGGUAUAGGUGGCAGCCCCCCAACAUCCUGCAACACAGUGGGACAGAUUAUUGCAGUAGACUAUGAAGCCUCCUAUAGGUUUUAUGUGUUGGAGAACAGUGGGAAUUGGAGCCUGCCUUCACUUCUCUCAAUCCCACAGGGGCAUGGCUUAGUUGCCAGCUAUUUUGGAGAAGGCAAGCAUACAUAUUCCUUCAAUGGCUCUGCAUGGGUUUUAUAUAACAUUUCUGCUCAACUGUCAUCCGUUCCAGGGCAGGAGGUGAUUGGCAAACAUUAUUUACUUGAGAAACCAGAUUAUAGUGGAGGACAAUACACCUGGGAAACAUCUAUGCCUCCAACCAGCCUGACUGCAAGGAUCCAAAAUCAAGUAAUUGUUGAUCCAAAUGGUGCUCCAUGGCAUUCUCUGGAGGCCACAACCCACAAGGGUGGACAGUAA